Molecule: messenger RNA, 1056 nt
Organism: Rotaria socialis
Lineage: Eukaryota; Metazoa; Rotifera; Eurotatoria; Philodinida; Philodinidae
Source: the annotation of a GenBank genome assembly
AUGAGAGUAAUUUUAAUUGGUGCUGGCAUAUCAAAUGCUCUAAUAUCUAUUUUACUUCGUCGUCAAUAUGGUGCUGAUCUCAAACUUGUUGUCUUUGAUAAAAGCAAGAAUGUUGGUGGUCGAAUGACAACAAGUUAUGAUAGUGAAGAAAAUCCUCAUUGUUUCCUUGAUACUGGUGCACAAUAUUUAACAUUAACUAAAUCAAAUAGUACAACGACAAAAUUUUUUCAAGAAUUAAUCGAUGAUAAUGUUAUAGAAUUGCUUGAUAAAGAAAACAUCAUCGGCAUGCGUGACAACACAAAUAAAAUCAAUUAUACCGCACCACGUGGCAUAGCAUCGGUUGUUCGAUACUAUUUUGAUCAAGCAGCUGUGCAAAUGAAUCUUUCGAAACAUAUCACCAAUAUUGAUCUUAGUGCAAGCAAGGAUAAAUUUUCAGUAUCAACUAGUAAAGAAAAAUUAGAUGAAGCCGAAACUGUGAUUGUUACUGUUCCACCACCACAAAUACUAACUGAUCUCAAAGGUUCUAUUGCGCAAUUAAUAGAAGAUAAUAAAGAAGUCAAAGAUAAACUUGAUCAAGUGAAAUUUUCUAGUCGUUUUUCUGUUGGUCUUUUUUAUCCACCAUCAAUAACAAGUCUAAAUAUGCCAUGGCGUAUGUAUUAUGUUGAUAAAAAUGAAAAUGAUUGCCUUCGUUAUCUUGCGAUAGAUAAUGCAAAACGAAAUAAGAAUGAUCCACCAUUUUCUCUUAUUGCUCAUACAAGUGUUGAGUUUGGUGCAAAAUAUGCUGAAGUAGAUAAAACAAUCAUAGGCGAACAAGUGAAAGAGAAAAUAUUUCAAUUUCUACCUAAACUUCCACGUGAAGUUAGCAAUGUAAAAUAUCAUAAAUGGAAAUAUUCACAAGUUAUUCAAUCGUAUCCAGAUAAACUCGGCUGUGUUGUCCUGAAGGAAAAUCCUUUGUUGGUCUUAGCUGGUGAUAGUUUUGCAGGCGAAUCAAAUUUUGAAGCUUGUAUCGAAGCAGCAAUUGAAACAGUGAAAAAAAUUGGUGGAUUAUUUAAAUAG